Messenger RNA from Symbiodinium natans, 1983 nucleotides. The record is from the annotation of a GenBank genome assembly. NCBI's taxonomy places the organism in Eukaryota, Dinophyceae, Suessiales, Symbiodiniaceae.
AUGCAGCCCGUGGAGGCCCCGCGCGACAUCCCACUGCGCGUCUUCAACCGCCUGGGCUCGAACCAGUUCGUGCUAAGCUUGCAGCUUUGGGCAGGCGACGAUGUGCUCACGCGUGUGCUGGAAGUGUUCCAGCAAGGGCAGCUUCCCAGCUGCUUCUUCCAACCGACGCUCGAGUACGCCAUCCUGGCAGUUCGGGAAGCUUUGGCAGAUGGUGAGGAAGAUGGAGCUUUGGCAAACGUGGACCUCCCAUCUUCCAUACAGAUGCCAUCCUCAGAUCCACCCUUUGCCCGCGCUUGCAGUCAGCCGGUGGGCAUCAAUGCCCGACUGAGAGCGUUGCAGCUGCGGGGGCUGGUUCCGCCCGACAGCUGUGCAUGGGGCCCUCAGCUGCGGACGUGUGAUGGGUUGCAUGUGAGCUGGGACAUGACCUUCUGGUGCGCAUACGACUUUCUCUUGCGGCAUCGUCCGGCUUUCUUCCGCACGAUUGGGACUCUGGAAGAGUCGUACUUGAAAGGUAUCCGGGAGUUGGGAGCAGGCCGCGCCGUUGCAAUCUCUGAGCUCCAGCGCUGCCAAAGCAUGGAGAUGGAGAAGGUUCGCCAGGAGAAAGAGGACAAGGAGGAGGACGGCAGUACCCCCAGAGACAUUCACGUCUUGGUUGGCCAGCAUGUGAGUGAGAUUGAUGCCUUGGAGUUGCACUGGCAAAGUGAGAUCGAGCAGCUCAAGGCCAAGCAGAAAGCCUCCUACAGGGAAUUGGUCGUCGACUUCUUCCACCGGGAGAUGGAGAUGGCCAACCUUCAAGAGACCAAAGAGACUGGGACGGCUCAGAAUGAGGUACAGCAACCAGCACAGCCCAGCCUGCUCUCACAGCUUGCACGCCCUUUGCGGCCCGAACUGCCACCGCUUGAAGAGACUUCUACAAGUGCAGAGGAAGCCCCCUUGGCCCUCCCAGCUGGAAGCCGCCUCACGCAGAUCUGCGAGGUGCGGACAGUGUUCGGUCGCCAGUCCUUCUUCGUGCUGCGCCUCUGGAUCGGUGAUGUUAUGGACUUCGCCGGAGGAGCCACGGAAUCGGAGGUCACAGACGAUGGAGAUGGUGCAGGCCCGCAGCUGCCAAAGACUUUCCUUGGCAUCGACAGCUAUGGGCGUCAAGAUUCCUUUGUGGCUGGCAGUGCGUACGCGAGCCGUCAGGGUGGCGGCUUGCCGCGGAUUCAGGCUGCAUGGACGAAAACGCGUGCUCUUCCCAACCACGUCGUUCGCGGACAGUUUGGAGGCAUUCCUUUCUUUCGCUCUGCUUCCCUGCGCUUCUGGGAGGCACCAAGACUACCACCUCCCGUCACGUUGUCCCCAAAUGCUUACUCUGACAAGCUGCGCGGCAUUGUGAUCCCGACCUUGGAACACUUGAAGUUCGAAACGUCCCAGGCAUCGAUGCUGCGAGAGUUUGCCAUGCGCUGUUCUCGGGUGAGCGAUUUUCACUUCAGCCCCCUAAACGAGCAGCUCCGGGCUGUCAAGGAACAGGAGAAGGAAUCGACUCCCUUGAGGGCCGGCGACUACUUCUGCACGCGGCAUUCGAAUCUCGGAGGACAGGUGCAGGCUGCCUUUCACCUCCUCGUGUCGGCUCCUGUGGCAGAGGCCUCGGCACCCGCAGAUGAGGUCCCCGCACCCAUCCACCGGGCUCUGAAGCGCAUGCUCUGGGACUGCCACCGCUGUCGUGUUGCAGAACUGACGAUUCCACUGCUGCUCAUUGACAUUGGCACUUUUGAGACCUCUUUGCCCUAUGCAGUGGCUCAGCGACGAGCGGAGAAUUCUCUUCGAGCUUUGAAAGGGGCACUGACGGCCUUGACGGAUGAUUUAUCGCCAUCAGAGCUGCCAGGCUUGGAAUUGAUCAAUUUGGUGCUACCGCUGUCCUGUUCACAGAGCGUCAGCAGCAAUGUGCCGUCUGUGGCGAGCACGACUCAGACGUUCCUGAGGCACUCGUUUCAAUGUGUGUAA